UGCAUCGUUACAGCGCCCUCUUUAGACGUAAUAUCUGUAUCUGCAAGAUGGCGGCCUCCAGUGAAAGAAAUGAACUGCAUGCCUCUGACAGUUCCAAUGCUGAUUUUGGCAAUAAGCAUCAAGAAAACAGUGACCCAAAACCAGCACAUGGGCUGCUGUCUUUUGUCAAAGGUUCUAUGUUUAUGGUGAGUGUUGCUGGCAUUGCAAUGAUAUCUGGAUUUGGUUUGACGAUGGCUGGAGCCAAGAGAAGACAUCCGGGCUCUUUCAGUAAGGGUAUUCUUCCCGAUCCAUCAGUAAGUCUUCAUGAGAGUGGAGCAUCAUUAGGAAUGCGUGCUUUACUCUGGGGUUCAUUGUUUGCUGUGACUGGCUUUGGCACAUUGACCUUUGCUGUAUGUAAAGUCAUGGGCGUUAAAUCAGUCGAGGAUUUCAAGACCAAAUUUCAGUCAGUUGCACCCAGAAUCAGGAGAAAUCCAGCCAGUGAACCAGAGGAGGUGACGCUGAGGAAGUUGAGACAAGAAAUUUUAGAGGAAGAGGUUAAAGAUACUUGAAAGCCUGAUGAGUGUCAACUGGUUCCUAUAUGUGAUACAGGCCAAGGAUAGGAGGAGAAGUCUGAGUGAUAAUUGAGAUAUGACGUACAUAUACUCACUCAAUUGUGUCUCGGUCAGGCUACAUUAUUUGUGACUCAGGUUAUCCAAUCAAAAUGAUUUAAUUGGCUCAAUGACUUUUACAAGUGUUUUCUGGUCUCCUAUAAUUAAUUGCUGUGUUCUGUAACCAGUGAGGCAAAGAGUACCCAAGGCCAAAGUGAAGAUGUCAUGUGAUCACAGAAUGUAUAGAAUUCACAGACUAUAUCAAAACACAAAUGUUUGGAUCUAUGUACAUGUACAGUGUUUUCAUGAAAUAUUUUUGCAGUACAAGUAAGUAGAGUGUUGAGGAAAUCAGUCAUUUCGUGGAUGCUUUGACAUUCCUGAGCAUUUCAAUUAUGGUUACCUACUCAUUGAGGUUUGUUUUUUAAUUGUGGAAAGUUGUGGGAACAAUAAUACUCAUGUGUAUAAAAAUUAAGGUCAAUCUAGGUAAUGUUUCCACUGAGGUGUGCAGUAAUUGGGAUCCAUCCUGUGGUUAAUACAAAAACCUCUGAAACAGAUCGUCUGAACAGAUCUGAACUACAUGUACAUGUAGUCAUAUUUUACCAUGUACAUGUUAUACCAAGGCAUGUGAGUUGAAUAUUUUGAAUGACUGUAUUUUUAAUAUUACACUUAAAAUAAAUCAAUGAAAAUGUUUUUGAAAA
Messenger RNA from Patiria miniata (bat star), 1285 nucleotides. RefSeq names its product transmembrane protein 242-like. The record is from RefSeq and is a predicted model, not a curated record. NCBI's taxonomy places the organism in Eukaryota, Metazoa, Echinodermata, Asteroidea, Valvatida, Asterinidae. Bases 48 to 548 code for a protein of 166 amino acids. The transcript has 4 exons.